Solea senegalensis (Senegalese sole) is the source of this 4656-nucleotide messenger RNA. RefSeq names its product kinocilin (gene kncn). NCBI's taxonomy places the organism in Eukaryota, Metazoa, Chordata, Actinopteri, Pleuronectiformes, Soleidae. The coding region runs from base 2695 to 3153 and encodes 152 amino acids. The transcript is spliced from 6 exons. The record is from RefSeq and is a predicted model, not a curated record.
GCUGACGUAAACAAUGUUUGGAAUGCUGCCGACGCAAACUGAGGACGACGGUGAAAUACUCUGAAAUGACAAAUGGGGACUGCAAACAAAUGUGCCUUUUCUCAGGCAGUACAGAAAUGUCUGUGUUUCGCUCCAGAGUGGCUGGGAGGGGCUGGAUGCCCUUAGAGGUGAUUACAUUUGUUGUAAUGUUUGUGUAUGUUUUAAGAAUUGGUGUGGAUUUGUCAUUUGCUCUUGGAUCAAAUUACAUAAACAAUACUCAUGCCUAUAGCAUCCUGACUGUAUAAAGUAGCAUGUAAUUAUUCUAUUUUUAUUUAGGCUCAUUUAGUAUUUAACAUGGUUUAUUAUCAACUGAAAUAGCAUUUAAUAGCACUGACAUUUAGUAAAGUUGUAAUUUCAGUGUUUCAAUAUGUGUGUUAAUUGAAAUGGCAUAGACAUUUUGUUUUGUUGAUCUUUAGUUGGAAAGAUCAACAUUGUGCAAACUGAUGAAGAAUCAGAAAUGUUGGAAUGUUGAUUGAACAUAGUUUCAAUAACUCUUUGCUAUCUUUACUAUCUCAAUAGAGUAACCCACGUUUUAAAAGACAACAAACAAUCAAUUAUCAAAAGAUUGUGACAAAUGUGCGCAUAAUAUAACAUCCAAUAUUAUUUAUUACUAAUAAUAAUGUUGUUAUUAUAAUAGGUAAAACAGACAUUUCCAAGCAAUAUACUACCUUUUGAUGACAUUGUAAAGCUCACCUCUAUGCUGCAGUGUUGAAUCAGGAGGCGUGAUGACUGAAAUGCAACUUCUGUGCGAUUAUUAAAGCAACACAACACUGUUUAUCACUGUUGGCCGAGACCACGACACUCCAACUCCUACACCCGUAACUGCAACAACAAGUCACCCCUAAUAAUUAUGUCUCAAUUAACCCGCAUUGCCCUCUGUCAGCUAAACUAGUGCAAAACAAGGCCGUAUAAACAUCUGGACUCAAAAUAACAGGAACACAAACUCAGAUCAUUACAAUUUACAUGUGUUAUUCAAUGAAUCUGAACAAAAAGGCUGGAAAUGUCAACAAACUUACUAGCCAAAAAUAUCUCCCCUAAACCAACUGUGGGUCCUGACCCUGUGUGUAAUAACUGAUAUAUGUCAGUGAAAACAGCCAAAGUGGAAAACAGCAUAUUUGAUGUGCAGCUGGUUUGGUCCAAGCUCUUUUGUUCAUAGCUUUUCCUGCAGUGUUCUCCUCUCAAAUGUUUGUUUUGUUUUUAGCUUUUUACUUUAUCAUCCGCAUUCUGUUAUUUUCUGUAUAUUUCUCCAACUCUCAUGCUUUGCUUUGGUGUCUGACACAUAUUUUCAAGCAUUAAAAGCAACAUGUACUUUUUGGUUGCUAUGCCAUCCCUAUGUGGUAAGGUUUCAGUCCAUUAAAGAUUCUCUCUAAUUAAUUAUGUCGCUGUCUAAAUAUGCAAAAUAAGGGAUUAUCCACAAGCUGACAAUCCCUCUGUUUUUAUGUGCUACCAUUCAAAUAUACUCUCUUAAGGUUGUGUGAAAACAUGUCAAUGACUGUUCUGAGUCAUCCAGGCCAUUGCAUCUUCAAGAGUGUCCAUAUUGGCAACUGGACUUGCUUGAGUUGGUUUGUUCACUUCUAUUUCCACACUUUUGAAGUUGUGUGUUAACUUUGCAAACUGUAGACGACCACAGACAGUCUGUAUAUGUCACACAAACACAAAAUCCCCUCGUUACCAGCACCAGUGGCAACCCCUGGACCAGUGGAAAGGAAAUUUAGCAUGCAUCCCUGUAGAGGAUUGCUGGUUUGAGUCCCCACCACGUCAGAACAGUCAUUAACAUGUUUUCACGCAACUUUAAGACAGUAUUUUUGAACGUGAACAACUCAGUGCUGCUCUCUGCUCCUAAUUCUAGGAAAGUUCCUAAUGGAGGACGGGUUAAAUGCAGUGAGGAAUUUCCCUAUGGGAAUUAAUAAAGUACAAAUAAACCUAAUUGUGGAUUUUGACAUGUGUAUAUGUUUGUAGUUUACUUCACUGUUGCUCUGCUCCACUGUAAAUUCACUUGUUAUCCUAGUCACUGGUGUUAAUCCCGCUUACUCCAUUUUCCCUUUUGUUGCCAUGGAUAUGCUAUUCCUAUGGCAACGGCAGGCCUUUAUGGAUGGCCUCAGGCCCCCACCAUAGAGAACUCUCUGAACCUUUCAUUAAACAUUCCCUUCAAGCUUGCAGAACAAUCACACAAGUAGUACAUACUCUUACACUCUGUCUUUCUCUCGCUCUAUCUCUCUUUCAUCUUUUCCCACUGCUAUGUAACUGCUGUCAUACUUUUAAAUCCUUGAAACACUCGAUGUACGAGACAGCACCACGGCUGUUUAUUUUCUAACGGCACUUUCUUUUCUUUUUUGUAAAUUACACCCUGGGCGCUCACUGAUACUGGAUGCCAGAGCUGGUAUCAAGAAGGCAAUGAUCAGAUUUGUAACACGCAUAUCACUGUCAAGAGUCCGCACCACCGAGCUUCCUAAUUUUCAGGGGCAAUGGAAACCAGAGCUCCAUCUUUAAAGAUGCAUGAGACAUCUUGAACAACAGAGCGCAAGAGGUGGAGACUCAGAUAGAGAAAGUGCUUCUGUGUCAGAGAGAGUGAAACUAGGGAAGGGGAGGCGCGUGGAGGUGACAGUAAAGGGCCAAAGUUACGGCAGAGCACAGCGGGGGGCCUACACCUGCUGAAUGAACCCUGUUAGUGUCGGGGAGUACCAUGGGCUACGGGUGGGCUCAGCCUUGCUCGGCAUUGUGGCAGGCUGCAUCAUCAUUGGGGUCUCCAGGGAGUGUGAUGCUGACGCUGUAGGAGGUAUCUUCCUGGGAGCAGGGGGCCUUGGCCUUCUCAUAUCCAUAUAUCCCUUCAUCAAAGCCUGGCUGAACAUCAACCACAUUCUUCCAUCCUUUGGAAACUUCAGAGUGCACCCUGCAGCCGUCAUUCCUGCACCGGAACAAGUGAUUGAAACCAUAAGAAGAGAUGGGACACAGAGUCAGCUUAAUCUGGAACGUUGCAAGAGUCGCAUGGGUACCUUUGUGGAUGGGGGACCGGUGGCUGAGACCAACCCGGAUGAGGGGACAUCUUCAGACAUGCCAGAUGUCUUAUCAAGAUGGAAACAAAAGCCGUCAUCUGCCGAUCAAGACCUGCCUUGAUGUCGUCAUGCGAUUUGUCUGGCCCUCGUGAUUCAGCUCCUCCACUGAGCUUUUUCAUUAGGCUUCUUUUAAGUGUGACACAUGAUAUUGACUUAAAGGUUUUUGAUUUUUCUGUAGAUGUGUUGAAUCGUAUUUGUCGAGAUCUUGCACAUCUGAAGACAAAAUAAUGGCACUCAGUGAAGUAUUUUUACUCUUCCUGAUACUCGGAGAACCAUAUCACACCCAGUGUAACCCCACUUGCUUGCAGCUCAUCUCAUCUUCACACAAUGUUCCCAGCCACCAAUUAGGAAAUAAUUAUGGUUGUUAUGUGCUAAUGGGACUCGUGUGAUUUAGCUCAAGUUCCCUGGCUUUGAUUUGACACGAGUGGCACUAAUGGGAACACAUGCAUGUGUGUAGGUCCACACAUGCAUGCACACGGGGAACUGCACCCCGCAGUGAGACAUAAAGCAUUGAUAUUCAGGAGAGCACAGACAGAAUGGGUGCUGCAUGGGAAGUGGCAGGGGAAAGAACGCUGUGCUCUGACAUAAAGCGUGAGGUGCUUUGAGGCAGAAUAGCGCUGGGCCGUGUUGACGUGUUUCUCUGCAACAGGAGCACAAGCACUAUGCCGCGCCAUGAUGACAACCAUCAGUUUGAUUGCCAGCCUUCAAUUUACAACGCCUCACCACGGCCACUCUUUGUCUGCAUGACAAACAUUGAAUGGCGUGAGACACAAAUUAACUGAACAUCAUCCAGAAUGGGUGUACAGUCAAAACACAAGUAUGCAGUUACUGUUCAAAAUUCUCAGGGCGCCACCAGCUCUUUUUUUUUUGUCUUCUUGUCUGUCAAAUUCUGUCUUUGAUCCCUCACUGUUUUUGUAAGUUCACCCACUGACAAACAAAUUAACGGUCUAUACUUUUAAUUGUAGGUUUCUUUUAACAGGGAGAGACAGAAUAUCAAAAGGAAAAGCCAGAAAAUCAUGUAAAACAAAAGAUUUUGCAAUUCAUUGAGUGAAAUAAGUAUUUGACCCCCUAGCAAAACAUUACUAAGUUCUUGGUGGAGAAACCCUGUAACCCAAGUACAGAGGUCAGACGUUUCUUGUAGUUGAUCACCAGGUUUGCACACAUCUCAGGCUCAUCAUCACGAAUUUUGGACCGCUCCUCUUUGCAGAUCCUCUCCAAAUCCUUAAGGUUUUGAGGCUGUCGCUUGGCAACUUGAAGCCUCAGCUCCCUCCACAGAUUUUCUAUAGAAUUUAAGUCCGAAUACUGGCUAUGUCUCUCCAUGACCUCAAUGUGCUUCAUUUUAUGCCACCCCCUCGUUAGAGACUGACCUCCAAUGAAACGUACAUAUAGGUCGUAUGCAGGAAGUAUGUCUACGUUUUCAAAACCAGCGCCCCUAGCGGUUGUAUACAUCUAGUAGCUUCGCUGAGAUCGAGAGCGCUGCACCCGAGUGUGGUCGACAAGGGUUCGACUACCUAACUAUACCACCUUUUUAAUGUUUUUUUUUAAUUUUUACUGCCUAACCCUG